AUGACAAUUCCAGAUCCCUUGCAGCUGAGAGAAGGUUGGGAGAACGAGUCGACAGCAGCAAAUAAAUGGCCCCCCUGCAUGUACAUAGAUAUAAAUAACUAUCUGACUCGCAAGGACGAGCUAAACUUGCUAACAAAACUUGCUAACGACUAUAAAGAAGGAAAAGCAUUUAGCUAUUUUGCUUCUCAAAAUGCUUGGGUGAAGGAGGUUUUCUACCAUGAAGUUUCAAAAGAUUCCAAGAUAUGCUUCUUGAAAUGUGACUGCACGCCAUCACAACGAGUCAACAAUGUUCCACACAAUUUAUGGGUGUGUUUUGGGAAAGCAAGUGGUACCAUAUACAGUGCUUAUUGCACCUGCUUUGCUGGACUGGGUUCAACAUGCAACCAUGUCGCUGCAUUGUUGUUUAAAGUAGACUAUGCCUGGCAGCACGGAUUAACCAGUGCACACAAGAAGGCAUGUACCUCCAUGGAAAAUCAGUGGCUCACACCUGUGCUGAAGAGCAUCGAACCAAUGAAGCUUGAGGACAUGGUUUUUGCAAAACCACAUUAUACACCCAAAAGGCGAGAUGUGAAGCAGGGGUAUGCUGUUCGCAAACUAUUCUCGAAUGCCCCUCUGCUGUGGCCUUUCAGUAUGCCCUUCCUGAUGCCCAACCCACUUAUGAAGUUUAUGAUGACAUAA
Messenger RNA from Knipowitschia caucasica, 678 nucleotides. The record is from the annotation of a GenBank genome assembly. NCBI's taxonomy places the organism in Eukaryota, Metazoa, Chordata, Actinopteri, Gobiiformes, Gobiidae.